This is a messenger RNA of Octopus sinensis (East Asian common octopus), 431 nucleotides long. Its product is annotated as cytochrome c oxidase assembly factor 3, mitochondrial. The coding region runs from base 70 to 348 and encodes 92 amino acids. The transcript is spliced from 2 exons. The record is from RefSeq and is a predicted model, not a curated record. Gene Ontology annotation, biological process: mitochondrial respiratory chain complex IV assembly. Lineage: Eukaryota; Metazoa; Mollusca; Cephalopoda; Octopoda; Octopodidae. Gene Ontology annotation, cellular component: mitochondrial inner membrane.
AGUUGGUCGCGGCUGCCUCCGUCUUUGGUUGCGGAGUUUUCGAAAACCACUUCCGGUGUAGCAGCAAACAUGGCGGAGAACAAACAAAUGCCGAAGGUCGACAUGCAGAAGGAAUUCGCUAGUUUAAGCGAGUCGCAGAAAUAUUUCGUUCGUAAAUUGGAGUCUAUAAACAAAGAAAGAGCCCAGAGUAUCAAAAGUCUAAAACGACGCAACUUGAUGACAGGGUUUCUCAUUGGUGGCUGUGUUCUUGCAAUUUAUAUCUAUUCCAUGACAGCCGUACGCCAAGAGAAAUUUCUAGAUGAAUUUGAUGCGCUCCCAAAUAGUCAAAAGAAAGAACCUGCUUCUUAGUAACAAGAGAAAAAAACAUGAAUUUUUAUUAUUUGUACAAAUAGUGAUUAUCAUUAUUAUUGUUUUCAUUAUGCUUUAAAAAA